UUCGAAUCCGUCGGGCUUUUUCGAAGACUUCGCUGCGUUUGGGCCGUCCACCCAACCUCGGGUGACUUGAUGACCUGAAGACGCUCUCGGUUGUCGUCGAUGGACCGCACUGCAGCGCUGCAGCGGAUGCGGCACUAUGAGGAGGUCUCGGCAGAGCACCUGGCCUUUCGCCAGUCCUUGGGCUCUGAGCUUCGACUCCGCAGCUGGCGCCGUGCACGCGUGCCAGUGGCUGAAGCCGUCCUGGAUGAUGAAGAGAACGCGUACCGCUUCUUGCGGACGACGCACUUUCUGAGCGGAAACCGCUCGUGCUUCAACUCCACCUGGGCAGCCCGGAGGUGCUGUCGGCAGCGGACCCGCAGCCGAUCUUGCUUCGAUGUUCACCGUUCAGCACACUUGUGUUGCUACAGCCACGAACGUCCUGAAGAUCGGCUCUUCGCUCCAGCGCCCGGGCGAAGCGCGACGGCGUUAGAGGUUCGAAACUGUUCUGCUCUGGAAGCGCUGGCAGAUGCUGGGAUUCUCACAUGGGUCGAGGCCCUGCUCGGCUUGGCGCCGCAGCAGCAGGGCCCCUGCCUCGCUGGGUCCCUCGCGCCGCGCCUCGCGCGGGCGCCGCAGGAGGCGGCCGCAGCCGCCAUGGCACGGCUGAGCGCCGCGUGGCGCGUGCGGUGCCCGGCACGGGCGGCAGGGAAUGCGGCGCGGCGGAACUUGCUGCUGUGGACGGAAGACUCCCCCCACGUCGCGGCCGAGGAGGUGGCUCGAGCGCUGGCCACGCUGCGGCACUGCGCGACGGGGAACGAGCCAGUGCAGCAGCUGCAUGUGGCGAAGACAGCCGGCACGUGGCGGUGGCUGCAAGACUUGAUUUGCACCGGGAGAGGUAGACCUGGACCUCGGAAGAGACACUGGAGACCUUUUCUCCAGCGGAAAACGAACCAUUUGUUUGGAGGGUUGUAUUUGACAGGGGUCUCAAAGGACGCGUGAGGUGAGGUUUGGACUCCAAUUGGACAUCAGACUGGUCAUUAGUUAGUUAUAUAAGUUAUAUAAUUAUAUAAUGUUUACUUCAUUUUGAUUCCUUAGUUAUAGGUCCCCCCCACACCCACACCAAGAAAACACUUUUGUAGCAAAUCUAUGUUGGCUUUUGCCUCUAAACUUGUGCAGGAUUUCUGAGUGCUUGAGUUCGAUAGCAGUGGAAGAGCGGGACUGAGUACAUCAACACGUUUUUGUGUCGGAGAGGCUUUGGUUCUAGAUGACUUGGUACUUGGUUCCUAGUUUUGUGUGGACUCCACAUUGAAUAAUAUUCUUAGAUGAGGUUGCCCAGCACCGCACAUGCGCUUUGGAGCAUUUUUGGUCAAAUCACGAAAGCUAGCGAAGCUAGCUGGAGUUACUCUUGCGAUAGCAAGGUUUCUUUCGAUCGGGUGCAAAUCCUAACCCCUGAUCUUUCAGGUCGAAGCCCCCCCCCU
Molecule: messenger RNA, 1454 nt
Organism: Durusdinium trenchii
Lineage: Eukaryota; Dinophyceae; Suessiales; Symbiodiniaceae
Source: the annotation of a GenBank genome assembly